Messenger RNA from Triticum urartu, 2085 nucleotides. RefSeq names its product trihelix transcription factor GT-3b. NCBI's taxonomy places the organism in Eukaryota, Viridiplantae, Streptophyta, Magnoliopsida, Poales, Poaceae. The record is from RefSeq and is a predicted model, not a curated record.
UCUUGACUUUCCAUUCCUUCCCCCCAUCUCUCUCUCUCAUCUUCCCCCACUUUGCUCCGCUUUCCCGUCCACCGCCACCGCCACCACCACCGGCCAUGGAUCCCUUCCACCACCUCAACACCGCCUUCUCCAAUCCCUACCACCCGCUCCUCUCCUCCUCCCCUCCCCACCCCUACCACCCGCCGCCCCCCCUCCCCCCUCCGCCCGCCGCCGACCCGCCCGAGCGGGAGCGCCUGCCGCAGUGGUCGCACGCCGAGACGGCCGCCUUCCUCGCCAUCCGCGCCGACCUCGACCACUCCUUCCUCUCCACCAAGCGCAACAAGGCCCUCUGGGAGGCCGUCUCCGCGCGCCUCAACGCGCAGGGCGGCUUCGCGCGCACCCCCGACCAGUGCAAGUCCAAGUGGAAGAACCUCGUCACCAGGUUCAAGGGCACGGCCAGCGACGCGCAGGCCGAGGCCGCUGGCGGCGGGGACCACCACGCCGGCGCGGCGGCGAGGGGCAGCUUCCCGUUCCACGACGAGAUGCGGAGGAUCUUCGACGCGCGGGUCGAGAGGGCGCGCGCAUUGGAGGCCAAGAAGGCCAAGGGGAAGGACGCCGCCGCGCGGCGCGAUCCGGACGACGAUGGCGGCGGCGAGGGCGGCGAGGACGAGGACGACGAAGAGGAGGCGGAGAUGUUCGACGAGGAGGAGGGCAGGGCCGAUGCGGAGACGCGGGGCGCGGGGAAGAAGCGGAGGAGGAAGGCGGCGCCGGCGAGGACCGCAUCAGCGGGAGGAGGGGUCGAGAUUGGCGAGGUGGAGGCCGUGCUGCGGGAGUUCAUGCGGCGGCAGAUGGAGAUGGAGGAGCGGUGGAUGGAGGCCGCGGAGGCGCGCGACGCCGAGCGCCGGGCGCGCGAGGAGGAGUGGCGCGCUGCCAUGGUCGCGCUCGGCGAGGAGCGGCUCGCGCUCGUGCGCCGCUGGCGCGAGCGCGAGGACGCGUGGAGGGCGCGCGCCGAGGAGCGCGAGGAGCGCCGGCACCAGCUCGUCGCCGCCCUGCUGGCCAAGCUCGGCGGCGACACGUCGUCCUAAUCCACCCCACCAAUCCAUGCCACACACCAUGCCCUGGACGAUGAUCCAUCCAUCCAUCGCCGCAAAGCGGGCGCCGGGCGGCCGGAUAAGCACUUUUAGACCAGUUGUAGCAGCGACAGAUCAAAUCCAUGAUCGAUCUUGCAUGCCUAGCUUGUGCCUUUGUUAGGGUUUCUUUAGACAGUGAGAGGUCAGGAAAGGCGGCGCGUUGGUGUGUGUUGAAAAGGGUUUUGCAAACAUCUUUCCUUUGUUAGUCUAGCCAUGACCUGCAACUGUAAACUCACUCACUCACUGGUCUUAUCAGCUUCAGAAGCUAGCUAUAACAUGCAGCUUUCCAAAUGCAUGGAUGCAUGCAUGACUUUGCAUGAUCAAUUAACCCAUCCAUCGAUGUUGCUAGCUUCUCCUCCUUCUCCUCAUCAUUCCACAAGGUGGACGGUCAUGGUCGCCGCAGGCAGAAUCUAACAACGUGGGUCUGCAUACAUACAUGCAUUAUUGCCUUUUUUUUCUUCAGAUAUAUCUCUGCAGUGUGCAUGUGUAGCUUUUGCGCAACAUGGUCUAUAUAUCUAUCUACAUCUUUCCUUCUUUUUCAGUUGCAUGCCCUAAAGAGAUUUGCAUCUGAAAAGUUUUCUAGUGAGAGGAAAGAAAGGGGGCGCAGCAGGGCAUGAUGGGGGCGCAGUCAAGUGCAGCUGCUUUGAUUUUGCUUUGCUUUGCUUAUCGUUCAGGAAGGGUAUCGAUGCCCUGCUUGUAUAUGUUUGCCCGGUGUGCGACACAUGUGUGCAGAAGGUGCAGAAGCCAGAAUCCACUGGAAGAACCCUGACUGCAUCAUGUGUUCAUGCAUACUGGCUAGAUAGUGCUUGUUUGACGAUGAUAAUGAUUUAAUUAGAAGUGGACUUUCCCUGAUGAUGUUGUAGAUGAAGAUAUGACAAGUAUGAAACCAUGAACCAACACAGUGUGUACGCACAAAGUAGAGUAUGAACACAAGCUUGUAUGUAAAUACAGCCAAAAGUGCAAGCCUUAUUUGUUA